AUGACAUCUUUAGAUUUUCAUAAACUCUACCUUUUGGCUUAUUGCCUUGUCUUAUUUGUACAACUUCUUUCACCGCCAAGUUGCUCUGUUUUUGCUUCUGCUACUUCUACCACGGAAGCAGAAGCGCUUCUCAAAUGGAAAGCCACCUUUCAAAACCAUACCCACCUGCAAAAUCUCACCUUGUGGACUUACGUACCCGCUCAUACAAAAGCAGCCCCAUGCUUCUGGACUGGUAUUUUAUGCAAUGCUGUUGGAAGUGUCAGUGUGAUAAACCUUACCAAUUUCGGGAUACAAGGUACGCUACAUGAGUUUUCCUUCUUGUCUUUCCCCAAUCUUCAAUACCUCGAUCUCAGCUACAAUAAUCUCUUUGAUGUCAUUCCAGCUCAGAUCGGUUCCCUCUCCAAACUCAUCUCUCUUGAUCUUUCUAACAAUUGGCUAAGUGGUUCAAUCCCAACAUCCCUCGGUGAUCUCAAAAACAUUACCCUUCUCUAUCUCUUCCGUAAUAAUCUUUCUAGCACAAUUCCAAAAGAGAUAGGGAAUUUGAAAUCUCUUGUGGACCUAGAAUUGUCUCAUAACCAACUCAACGGUUCAAUCCCAACAUCCCUAGGUCAGCUCACAAGCCUUUCCACUCUCUAUCUACAUAGUAAUAAUCUUUCUGGCACUAUUCCUAAAGAGAUAGGGAAUUUGAAAUCUCUUGUGCACCUAGCAUUGUCUGAGAAUCAGCUUAGCGGUUCAAUCCCAACAUCCCUAGGUCAGCUCACAAACCUUUCCGUUCUCCAUCUCUUUAGUAAUAAUCUUUCUGGCACUAUUCCUAAAGAGAUAGGGAAUUUGAAAUCUCUUGUGCACCUAGCAUUGUCUGAGAAUCAGCUUAGUGGUUCAAUCCCAACAUCCCUAGGUCAGCUCACAAACCUUUCCUUUCUCCAUCUCUUUAGUAAUAAUCUUUCUGGCACUAUUCCUAAAGAGAUAGGGAAUUUGAAAUCUCUUGUGGACCUAGAAUUGUCUCAUAACCAACUCAACGGUUCAAUCCCAACAUCCCUAGGUCAGCUCACAAGCCUUUCCACUCUCUAUCUACAUAGUAAUAAUCUUUCUGGCACUAUUCCUAAAGAGAUAGGGAAUUUGAAAUCUCUUAUGCACCUAGGCAUGUCUGAGAAUCAGCUCAUCGGUUCAAUCCCAACAUCCCUAGGUCAGCUCACAAACCUUUCCAUUCUCUAUCUAAAUAGUAAUAAUCUUUCUGGCACUAUUCCUAAAGAGAUAGGGAAUUUGAAAAAGUUGGUUGUACUGCACUUGCAUAGUAACCAAUUAAUAGGUUAUUUGCCCCAAAAUAUUUGCUGUAGUGGACAACUCCAAAACCUUUCAGUGAUUAAUAACCAUUUGACAGGUCCAAUCCCCAAAAGCUUGAAAACAUGCAAGAGCUUAGUUAGAGUUCAUCUUGAAGGGAACCAAUUCACAGGCAAUAUAUCAAAAGACUUCGGUGUUUAUCCAAAUCUUGAUUUCAUAGAUAUGAGUCAUAAUAAGUUUUAUGGUGAAAUUUCGCAAAAAUGGGGACAAUGCGCACAAUUAGAAACCUUACUAAUUGUGGGAAACAACCUCACCGGUAGCAUACCUGCCGAGAUUGUCAAUGCUGACAAAAUCCAUAAACUCGACCUCUCUUCAAAUCACUUAGUUGGGGCCAUUCCGAAGGAGUUCGGGAGAAUGACUUCUUUGCAGAAGUUGAUGCUGAAUGGAAAUCAACUUUCAGGCUGUAUACCUUCGGAAUUUGGAUCACUCGUUGAUCUUGAAUAUCUCGACUUGUCAUCAAACGAAUUCAAUGGGUCAAUUGCGAGCACAUUCGGCAACUUUCUCAAACUGUACCAUCUGAAUUUGAGCAACAAUCAAUUUUCCCAAGGAAUUCCAUUGAAGUUGGAAAAGUUAGUUCAGUUGAACGACCUUGAUUUAAGUCAUAACUCACUUGAAGGUAGUAUACCCGCUGAAAUCAGCAAUAUGGAGAGUCUACAGACGCUCAAUCUUUCUCACAACAAUCUUUCGGGUUUCAUACCAUCAAGUUUUGAAGGCAUGCAUGGCUUGUCAUAUGUGGAUGUAUCUUACAAUGAAUUGGAAGGUCCCAUUCCCAACAAUAGAGCAUUUCGACAAGCUCUGCCAGAAGCUUUACAAGGGAACAAAGGACUGUGCGGCAACGUUGAAGGUUUGCAAUCUUGCACAAUUGGCCCAAGAAAGGAACGCAAAUGGGUAUUUGGAAUCACAUUCUCCCUUGUAGCAGCAAUUUUACUUAUUUCUGCUUUCUUUACAAUUAAAUUCGUAGUGCAAAGAAAGAAGCAAAGUCUAGAAAAAGUAGAAAAAAACUUGCAUGAAGAAAUAUCGUUUUCAGUUUUAAAUUUUGAUGGAAAGUCAAUGUAUGAGGAAAUCAUAAGGGCGACAGAAAAUUUUGAUUCCACAUAUCGCAUCGGGAGUGGAGCACAAGGAAGUGUCUACAGAGCAACUUUGUCGAGUGACAACAUAGUGGCUGUGAAAAAAAUACAUCAAUUGUGGGAUGGUGAAAAGAAUUUGGAGAUGGCAUUCUUGAAUGAAAUAAGGGCACUAACAGAGAUAAGACACCGGAAUAUUGUGAAGCUUUAUGGUUUCUGUUCACACCAUCAACACUCGUUCUUGGUGUACGAGUUUGUUGAAAGAGGUAGCUUGGCUACAAUUUUGAGCAAAGAUGAAGAAGCUAAAGAAGUAGGGUGGAGAAAAAGGGUUAAUAUUGUUGACGGUGUAGCUCAUGCCUUGGCAUACAUGCACCACGAUUGCUUGCCACCAAUUGUGCACCGGGACAUAUCAACUAAGAAUAUUUUGUUGGAUUCUAAAUAUGAGGCCUCUGUUUCAGACUUUGGCACUGCUAAGUUUUUGAAUCCAGACUCAACAACUUGGACUGCCGUUGCAGGCACAUAUGGGUAUGUCGCACCAGGUAAUAUGUUUUCUUCCUUUUAACCUUAUUAAUUGAGUGUUGUUUAUGAUUAAUUUUUUGGCGAAAUUUAUUUCUUUUCAACGUUAGGACGGAUUAAACAUACCAUGUUACAUGCUUUGAUUUUGAAAGAACAUUCACCUAACGUAUAAGCGAUACUUGGGUUUAUUGUAUGCUCUUAUAAGUCAGCACCCUCUUUCCUUAAAGCUAAAACAUAAAAUAAAAAAAAAAGUAAAAAAAAAUAAUAAUAAAAAAAUGGAAAAAAAAAAAACUAAUUAUAAACAUGCGAACUAUAGUAACAUCUAAUUUAAUAAGUAAUACCAAUCGAGAUGUUAAUGAAUUACUAAAAACUAUCUAAUUAAAACAACAUGUAGUAAACAUAGAAACUGCAGUAAGAAAACAAAUACCAUGUAAGAUUUACCUCUUUUGCCAAAAAGCCAAUCUCUAAUACAUAACAAUGCUUGAACGGUUUCAGGCAAUAAACAACUACGAUAUUGAUCGAUCACUCUAGCACUAAUACUAAAUACUGAUUCUGAGGUGACAGUAAAAACAAGAAUUGUUAAUACAUCACAACUACGAUAUUUAUGGUUUCUCUCAAGUCUUUCUUCAUCAAGAUAUUUACGUAAUUCAUAUUUUGUACUUAA
This is a messenger RNA of Pyrus x bretschneideri (Chinese white pear), 3582 nucleotides long. RefSeq names its product probable leucine-rich repeat receptor-like protein kinase At1g35710. Bases 1 to 2964 code for a protein of 987 amino acids. The record is from RefSeq and is a predicted model, not a curated record. Gene Ontology annotation, molecular function: ATP binding; protein binding; protein kinase activity. Gene Ontology annotation, biological process: protein phosphorylation; hormone-mediated signaling pathway. Gene Ontology annotation, cellular component: plasma membrane. NCBI's taxonomy places the organism in Eukaryota, Viridiplantae, Streptophyta, Magnoliopsida, Rosales, Rosaceae. The transcript has a single exon.